Messenger RNA from Pelobates cultripes (western spadefoot toad), 471 nucleotides. The record is from the annotation of a GenBank genome assembly. NCBI's taxonomy places the organism in Eukaryota, Metazoa, Chordata, Amphibia, Anura, Pelobatidae.
AUGCAGUACCGGCAGCCCACCUACACAGUGUAUUCAGUGCCGGCAGGCCACGUACACAGUGUAUUCAGUACAGGCAGCCCACCUACACAGUGUAUUCAGUGCCGGCAGGCCACGUACACAGUGUAUUCAGUACAGGCAGCCCACCUACACAGUGUAUGCAGUACAGACAGCCCACCUACACAGUGUAUUCAGUACCGGCAGCCCACCUACACAGUGUAUUCAGUACAGACAGCCCACCUACACAGUGUAUUCAGUACCGGCAGCCCACCUACACAUUGUAUUCAGUACAGACAGCCCACCUACACAGUGUAUAUAGUACAGGAAGCCCACCUACACAGUGUAUUCAGUACCGGCAGCUCACCUACACAGUGUAUGCAGUACAGACAGCCCACCUACACAGUGUAUGCAGUACCGGCAGCCCACCUACACAGUGUAUAUAGUACAGGAAGCCCACCUACACAGUGUAUAUAG